GAGAGAGAGAGAGACAAACAUGACAUGAGGAGCGUACUGAAAACAAGCGGCACUGUGUUCACACUCUCGCAUUUACCUGCACUAAUCGGAGAGCUGGUGUUUUGAAAGUGUCGAUCGGCGUGUGAGUGUAUAUGCUUGUGUGCGUGUGUGAGGGCAGCAAACCGGCGACCGAUGCGCAAAGCGGAUUGUUGGACAGGAUCAGGACCCUCUGUGGAUUGUCACUUUUAAACAAAAAGGCCUUUCAUCUUGCAGUCUACUGCGGAGAGCAGAGAGACAGGCAGAGGGAGGGAGAACGAGAGCGAGGCUCCCCAAGAGACUGACACGCCGAGGUAGACGGGCCGACCUACAUCCUGCUGUUUGUGUGGAGAUCUAGGACACUUCUCCGCCAGCUUAGCUCAGUGUGCUGCUCUUACGCUAAACCUCUAACCACCAACAGCAGAACAGCAGGAGGACGAAAAAGAAAUUGGCCUCGUCCACUCAACUUCGUUGACAAGGAACUUUGUGCUUUUUCCAAGACUGAUCUGAUCCACUUAGGGUCUGUGAUUCAUUGAAGAGAUUGGACACUGAACUAAAAACCCUUUCAAGUGGAUAAAUGAGGGUUGCUAUUGUUGAACUCCAGCUGUUCUUCAUCUUUUUAACUAAUUUGGACACUUGACUCCCCUCCCGUCAUAACUAGACCGAACCUGCAAUAAAGAGACUUUUGGAGAAAACUUUCGAAGGUGUUUCAUCGCCACCUUGACCUCUAACCUGUUUUUUUUCCUUAGUCGCCCAAGCAUCAUUUCAAACUGGCUGCCACAAGACAAGAAUGGAAAAUCUGACGUCAGCUCUCAAAACAUUAAACAAGAAUUCAGGGAAUAACCUAAACUGCCUUGACACAUUUAACGGUUAUGAAGAGUCUCUUCCCCCUAUCCAAGGGACUCCAACUCGCCUAGGGCGCCUCAUCAAACCGAAACCCAAUAUGACCUGCAGGCGAAAGCGCGAGUUCAUCUCUGAUGAGAAGAAGGAUGCCUCCUACUGGGAGAAACGUCGCAAGAACAACGAGGCUGCCAAGCGCUCCCGGGAGAAGCGACGUCUCAAUGAUAUGGUUUUGGAAAACCGUGUCAUUGCACUGAAUGAUGAGAAUGUGAGGCUCAAGACUGAGCUGCUCCAGCUGAAGCUGCGCUUUGGCCUCAUAAGCACUGCUUCGUACAUUGAGAAGAGCCAGCAGAUUGGUGGGGGCAACAACACAGGAAAUGGAGGCUCAUCCUCAUCCUCCACUACCCAGUACUACUCCAGCGGUUACUCUAGUGGUUCUCAGGUGAUGAUGGGCUCCGACUCCUCAGAAACAGAGCAGUCAGGACGCAGCGAGAGCCACAGGCAGCUGGUGAAAUACUCUCCACGUGGUUCCCUCUCUGACAUGUCCGACGGCUCCUCCAGGGACAGUCCCGAGCCAAUGCCCUUUGAGAUCAAACAGGAAGGUGACAGGCUGGAGAUGGACAUUGCCAAUGGCACCACAACCCAGAUCAUGUUUAACAUCCACCGCGGUCUGGCCUCUGUACCCACUCACCACCAGAUCCAGCAGCAUUCUCAGGACCUGGAAGCUGCAUAUCACAGCCAACAGCAGCAGCAGCAGCAGCAGCAGCAGCACCUUCCCCAACAACAACAACAACAACAACAACAACCCCAUCAGGAGCCUGUUACAGCUAUCAACACUGUUAACCAGACAGCCCCUCACCCACCUGCUGCCCAGAGGAGCGUCAUUCUGUACGGCUCCAGCAGUGCCUCUUAUCCUGUGGACGUCGACAUGCAGGCAGCUCAGAAGCAGAGCGGCGGCGGCAGCAGCCAGACGUGCGUCAGUCGACUGCCCCAGUCCAUUACAGAGAGCUCCACAGAGACACUGGCUGAGGUGACAGAACAGCUGGAGAGGAAGACAUUAGACUCCCCUUCGUAUGAGCUCUCAGACAGCCGUAAUGAGGCUGGAGAGAGACAGGUGUACAGAGUUUGCCAACUUCCCCAGCAGCACCUGCAGCAGGAGCAGCAUCAGCACCAGCAGGAGAGCGAUUCGUCUGCAGAGCUCCUCCACAAACAAGCGGAGGGGCUCAACCACUCGCACCUGUACCACCAUCUCCAGCACCCUCAUCAUUCAUACCUCAGUGCCCAAGACGAGGAGCCACCUGUCCUUACCUACGAGGGCGGGCCCAGGAGUGAGGCUUACUACCAAAGCCAAUCAAGCUCCUCGAGCAAAGACACGUCAUCCAGCGAUGGAGAUCCCCGCAGCUCUGACAAAGAUGCCUCCACAGAUGAUGAUGAGUCCCCCUCCUCGUCCUGCUCAGAUAUGGGCAGCUACCACAACCAACAUCACACCAGCCUCCACCAGCCUGCCUCACCUCUGCCGUCCUCCCAGGGCUGCUCUCAGGCCCAGGGCCGGGAUCCCCAGGGGGAGGUGAAGGGCACAGCGUUGCCCCACAAACUCAGGCUCAAACACCGGGCCAUGAGCACCGGGAGCAGCGGCGGCAACUGUUCCGGCCACGAGUCCCCAACCACGCCUCCUUCUGCCACACCGCCUCCCCUGCCCCAGCACCCCUACUUUUCCCUCACUCCACAAACGAACAGUAAGCGGGAGAGCCCGGGUGGAGCCUGUAAGCAGGCGGCCUCAGGGCAGGGGGCCAGGAAGGAGAGUGGGAAAAAGGACACAGGCGGACGACGAAACAAGAGGCGAGAGUAGGUGACAUUGACUUUUAGGACUUGUCACAACUUAAGAGACAAUUUCUCCUCGAAGAAUUACCCUGCCAUCAUGCCUUUGCCCUAUAAUCAAACCCCCUCCCUUAAGCCCUCUGGACAGUAAUCAGGGCUUUUCUACUCCCCUACCACAAACGUCACCAAAAAGGCUGGACAUCUUGUAGGGCUGUAUCAUAUUUGUAUAUAUUGUACAGAUUUUUCAUUUCUUACAUCCUCUCCAUACUUACAAAGCACUUUUGUUUAUGCGAUGAGAGGAGGAAUGGAACUGCCUGCUUUUUCUACUUUUGUCAUCCAACAAUACCACAGCAGAGUACAUCAGCAAAAGCACAUUAUGAUCACAUACAAACAAGAUUGUGAGGAAAAACAAAAAGUUCCAGGAUUUAUCAGUACUAUGAAUUUGGUACAUAUCCGACUGUAGACGAACAUACACGAGUAUGGCUUAUCUGCCUUAACUAAAAUCAAAUGCAAACGUACACUGGGUACAUUCCCUCGACCAAAGAAGCACCAACACCACCAACACUACAAAUAUCAAGUUCCAUACCUCUUCCCAGACCCUACCUCUACCAACCCAUACUCUCCCCAACCAUCUCCAUUAUUUCACAAAAGAUCGCCAUCACCUUUAUUUUUUAAGCACUUGGUUUGUAUAUUACUGUGAUAUAUGAAUAUAUGUAUCUAUUAUAAAUAUAUAUUUUACAAAGAAAUUUGAAUACAAAUUCAACAAAAACGCGACAAACCUGCAACGGUAAAAGAGGAUUUUUGAAAGUGACCAUCCUAAUAUGAAUCACAAUCACUGUACAGCCACAUUGUCUUCUGUUGUUACAGGACCCAUUCAAAUUAAAAUGCCUCUCUCUUGAUUGUUAAGCUUUAGCAUUAAUCAUUUGUUAAUGCCCUGUUUACACAGAAAUGGCCGUCCAGUUUGGAGCGCCAACAGCACUGAAUGGAGAACAUGUUGUUUCCUGAGGCAAAGGCCUCAUUAAAAUGUUUGGAUUUCUUAACCUUUAACCAGCCUUUAAAUAUUCGGUGGAAUUCACCAGCUGCAGGCUAAAAGCCUUUAGUUUAUUUGAGCUUUAUCAACCAUAUCUUGUUGUUGUUACCAUUUUACUGGCCCAAUGUAUUUAUUUCCCUCUUCUCCACACGCCCAUCACUGUAGAAAAGCCCACAGGAACAUAGACGGAGAAUGUGUACAGACCUUUUUAGAUACAUACUGCAGCCUUGAGUUUCAACUGUUAAUGUAGGCAUGGGAUGCUUGGGGGCAAAAGCAAGUUCCCCUUGUGUAAAAGACCUAAUAAGACCUCCACAGAUACUGUACAUUUACUGACGAGAGAUGAGGUUUUGUAGUGUGACCAAGCAUGACCUUUGAGGUUCAUACUGGAUCCCAGAUAACUGAGUUAUUAUGAAAUAAAAGCUAAGGCGGUACCAAAUCUUUCUACCCCUCCAAUUAGAGCCACUGUUAAAAAAUAAUCUGAACUUAAAUUAACGAAGGACUCCCCUUGUUUCCCAUGUGCCUCCAUUAUUCAUUUCAGGGGUUAUUCAUCCCUGUCUCAUGGUAGUUCUGCUACUGGGCAGUGAUGAAUUGCCUGCACUGGAUUCUAGUUUUAAAAAGUCUAUGUACCACGUUUGGCUUUUUGGUGCUUGUGUAUAAUUGUAAAGUUCCCCCUCCCCCCCUGAACAACACUGUAACGUUUAUUUCAUUGGUUUUAUAUCCUCUUUUUCGUCAAGGUGUUGUUCUGUUUUCCUCUAUACUGUGUCUUUUCUCCUAUUGACUGUGAUGACAUGUAUUUGCCUCAUUCCUCCUCCCCCUCCCCCCUUUUUUCAGUGUGUAUUAAUCAGUAAUGUUUGUGGUUUUGCUGAUGGUUUUAUGAAAAAGAAAAAAGAAACAGGCAAAGAUAGAGUGGUGUUUAGAGAUGGUGGUUGGUCUGGUUGGUCAUUACCAUCGCUUCCUUUUGACAUGAAUAUGUAUGUAAAGACACUAACGUUCAUUGUGGAAGAUGGGAGCAUUUCAAGAUCGAAAAACAAAAUAAAAAGAA
Messenger RNA from Seriola dumerili (greater amberjack), 4745 nucleotides. RefSeq lists its product as uncharacterized. Gene Ontology annotation, biological process: regulation of DNA-templated transcription; circadian rhythm. The record is from RefSeq and is a predicted model, not a curated record. Gene Ontology annotation, molecular function: DNA binding; DNA-binding transcription factor activity. Bases 806 to 2704 code for a protein of 632 amino acids. Lineage: Eukaryota; Metazoa; Chordata; Actinopteri; Carangiformes; Carangidae. Gene Ontology annotation, cellular component: nucleus. The transcript has 2 exons.